Molecule: messenger RNA, 1188 nt
Organism: Aspergillus novofumigatus IBT 16806
Lineage: Eukaryota; Fungi; Ascomycota; Eurotiomycetes; Eurotiales; Aspergillaceae
Exons: 1
Coding region: 1-1188 (395 amino acids)
Molecular function (GO): protein binding
Source: RefSeq, a predicted model, not a curated record
AUGCGGGAUGUCAUAGAAGCCCAGGUGGAGCAAAUACAGGAUGUUAUUUAUUUCUUCCUUGAGCGAGACAGACCAGGAACUGUCGAGAAGGUGUGCAUAAGCCUCCAUGAACAGGUCGACAAAAUGUUUGGCUACUACCACCCAGCUACAUUUACUCUCAAGUGGCUCAUGAUCAGCAUUUUCACCAGCCUGAGAAAUUAUGACGAGGCAGAAACCUUGUGCAAUCGUACCCUGAGCCGGUUCAACGACGACUCUGAUGUCAAUGAAGCUGAAGGAUGUGCGAAACGAUCGUUCACUCUUCUACUGGCACGGAUCUGUAUGCUCAGGGGACAGAUGGGAAAGGGCGAGGAACUCUUAUUAGGACCCUCAUCAUCUUCUCAAGGCGCGGGAAUAUCGGGUCUCCUAUUCGAGAAAAAUUUGAUCUCUCGAUUAUGGACACAAUAUCUCGCGCAGGACAUAUCAAGAGAUAUGCAAACAUGGAUGGAGAACCACCUACUCAAGGAAGAAACAGGCAAGGCGGGAAGUUGCCAACAAUCAUUCAACCACCUUUGUACUCAGAUUUACCUGUGCCUUUCCCGGAAUGAAAAUGAAAACGCCAAGGCUCUGCUCGUCGAAGCACGGGAGAUGUUUGAUGAUGAGAACACGGCAGAUUAUGCCAAGGCUUCCAUGUUCUCCGACCUUGCUGCUCUUUAUAUCAGACUGGAUGAGUACGGGGACUUGAAGAGCCUCUGCGACGACGCGACGACUGGAGACUGGGAGUCGUUGUGGCAGAGUGAUGUUCGAUUCUCUUUUAAUGUCGUCCUCAUGAGGUGCUAUGUCCACUUGAAUCGCGGCGAACUCGACGAAACUGUGGAUCUAUGCCAGCGUGCAUUGAAUAAGCUGCAUGACUCUCGAGUGCUAGGUUCAGCACCUAAGCGAAGCGUGCUGAUUGUGUUGGCAUCAGUGUACAUGCAGCAGGGCAUGCUUUUAGAAGCUGAGAAACAGUUGGCUGCGGCUAUUCAAGGAACACGAGAAUCCAAGCAGCAGUGUACGUCAGCCAGCUACGAACAUGUGUUGGCCUUAAUGAGUGUUUUGGCAGAGUGCUAUAAGCACAGAGGCGAGCAAGAUAGUGUUCAAAGGUGUCUGAAGUUGGUAGGAAAAUGCCAACGUGAGCUGCUAAAGGCGAGGCAAGGCGGACUGAAUGUAUAA